UGCAAGCGGGGACCAGGACUCACCUACCAUUUCGUUCGGCGGGCUUCUUUUUCGCCAAUGAGAUUUUCCAUUUGGCCAACGGCGUUUUGAUUUGGGCCAACAGCAUUUUAUUUCGCUAAUGGCCCCUUUUUCCGCUAACGGCAUUUUCACUUGGUCAAUGGCUCUCUUUUUCACUAACGGCGUUACUAAUUUGCUUGCAGCAAUUUAUUUCGUCAACGGCAUCGUCACUUGGGCAACGGCCCCUCCCUCAUUUGGUCAACGACAUCAUUAUUUCGCUUACAGUUUUUUUUAUAAAACCUCAAAGUCCCACUGCGUCCAGCGAGGUCCCUGGGAAUUGAAACCCAACGGGACUUGGUCAAUUUUUGAGCCAAUUAUCUUGCUCAAAGGGAAUAAAUAAGUCACUCGAAGUCCACCAGCGUAAAGAAAGCAGUCCAUACUGCAUUACAACGAGCGGAAGCUAAUCUUGUUGAAGGGGUUGCUCUUGAAAACUACCUUCACC
Molecule: messenger RNA, 499 nt
Organism: Zychaea mexicana
Lineage: Eukaryota; Fungi; Mucoromycota; Mucoromycetes; Mucorales; Lichtheimiaceae
Exons: 1
Coding region: 119-397 (92 amino acids)
Source: RefSeq, a predicted model, not a curated record